This is a messenger RNA of Ziziphus jujuba (common jujube), 2003 nucleotides long. Its product is annotated as probable protein phosphatase 2C 22. Lineage: Eukaryota; Viridiplantae; Streptophyta; Magnoliopsida; Rosales; Rhamnaceae. Gene Ontology annotation, biological process: protein dephosphorylation. The record is from RefSeq and is a predicted model, not a curated record. Gene Ontology annotation, molecular function: cation binding; protein serine/threonine phosphatase activity. The transcript is spliced from 4 exons. Bases 652 to 1785 code for a protein of 377 amino acids.
ACCAGUUGGAGAUCAGCUUUCACCGAAAACCAGUGCCCUCGGGUAGAUCGCCCAAAAUCUCUCUCCCUCUGCUUAGAUCACGUUUGAAUCCCUAAAAUAUCCCUCUCUCUCUCUCUCUCUCUCUCUCUCUCUAAAACCCUAAUUCUUGAUCUCUCUCUGUUUACUCUAAACCCUACACUUCUGAAUUCAAAUCAACUGCCACCUUUCCCAAUUUCUGCAUCUGCAAGCCCUAAAAUCCCAAAUCCUAAGUUUAUUCUCCUGAUUUACCAUAAAAACCAAAAAUUGCCUUCAAUUUCCCAGCUGGGUCAAGUCACUCACAACUCACCGAGUCAUUUCCUGUUGUAUCCCCAUAAACUUUAACUCACUCAAACCCUAAUUUUAUUUUUAUUUUUAGAUCCAUUUUUCAAAUACGGCUCCGACUCGGUUAGCCAGUCUACUUCCAAUCCCUAAUGUAUUAUAUUUACAGUUCAAUCCAGCCGAAUCCAUAGAAAGUACCCAAAAAAAAAGAAACCCAAAAUUUUCCUUUGUUCCCUUCAAAUUUGAGCUCAACGGACUCGGCAAUUGGCCCAGCGAGUCAACCUGAAAAGCCCCAUGAGCUUUCAGAUUCAGUGUUGGUUCUUUUUGUGGCGGAGGAUGUGAUGGUGGAUAACUAUGGAGGAAGGUAAAGUGAGUAGUGUGGAAAAUGGGAGCUCCAGCGAAGGUCGGCCCCCGAACCCUUUAGCUGCGGCGUACAAGCAAAGCUUUAGCAACGAUCACGUGGCUGUACCUUGUAAGAAGUCACUCGUUCGCCACCCGUCUCUGAUGAAGAUGAAGAUGCCAGAUGUCUCCGUAGAGUCUGGACAUUGUUUAGAAGAUUGUGGGUCUGAAUACAUUCCCAUUCUCCGAUCAGGAGGAUCGACUGAUAUCGGGUUUCGUACGAGCAUGGAAGAUGUAUAUGUUUGUGUUGACAAUUUUAUGGAAGAUUAUGGGCUUAAAAGUUAUAUUGAUGGGCCCAAUGCUUUUUAUGGGGUUUUUGAUGGACAUGGAGGUAAGCAUGCUGCUGACUUUGCUUGCCAUCAUUUGCCAAAGUUCAUUUGUGAGGACGAAGACUUCCCAAGGGAUAUUGAGAGGAUUGUUAUAUCAGCAUUUCUGCAAACUGAUUCUGCCUUUGCAGAAGCUUGCUCUUUGGAUGCUGCCCUUUCUUCAGGAACCACUGCUUUAGCGGCCCUUGUUAUUGGAAGACUGUUGGUGAUAGCAAAUGCUGGAGAUUGUCGAGCGGUGCUGUGCCGCCGAGGCAAAGCCAUUGAAAUGUCAAGGGAUCACAAACCAAUGUGUAGCAGAGAGAAGACGCGCAUUGAGGCAUCAGGUGGUUAUGUUUAUGAUGGUUAUCUUAAUGGGCAGCUUAAUGUUGCGCGUGCUUUAGGAGACUGGCAUAUGGAAGGAAUGAAGGGCAGGGAUGGUGGUCCACUCAGUGCAGAGCCAGAACUAAUGACUACAAAACUGACAGAGGAAGAUGAAUUCCUCAUCAUCGGCUGUGAUGGGAUCUGGGAUGUGUUUAGGAGCCAAAAUGCUGUGGAUUUUGCUCGGCGGAGGCUUCAGGAGCACAAUGACCCGGCUAUUUGUAGCAGGGAUUUGGUUGAUGAGGCUUUGAAGAGGAAGAGUGGGGAUAAUUUAGCUGCUGUGGUAGUUUGCUUCCAACAGCAGCCUCCACCUAAUUUGGUUGCCCCACGCCCAAGAGUGCACCGUAGUUUUUCUGCUGAAGGUUUAAGGGAGAUCCAAAGCUUCUUGGAUAGCUUGGAAAAAUGAGAAGAUGAUGAAUGCUUGAUCUUCCCCCAAUUAUGUAUUUUUGCCUUAUUUAGAUUUUCAUUUUGUAGUUCGCAACAUUUUGAGAGAGAAUCUUGAGUUAUAACUGUAAAAUAUGCGGCGCAAAGUCGGUGAAACAAUUGAUAAUCCGUAGUUGUUUUCUUUUCGACAACUAGUCCAUAGGAGUUUGAUCAAACUUAAAAUUUGUUCAUUUCUUUUUA